Messenger RNA from Hibiscus syriacus, 2424 nucleotides. RefSeq names its product transcription factor GTE7-like. Gene Ontology annotation, molecular function: protein binding. Lineage: Eukaryota; Viridiplantae; Streptophyta; Magnoliopsida; Malvales; Malvaceae. The record is from RefSeq and is a predicted model, not a curated record. Bases 202 to 1887 code for a protein of 561 amino acids. The transcript has 3 exons.
CUAGGAUUCAAAACCCUAGUUCCUGAAGUAUAAAUUAUUCGCCAAUUUCUCGUUUUAAACUCUCGAUUUACAUCGGUUAGGGCGGCGCGUGGUGGUUAUUCGGUUAACGCGUGGAAGGCACGAUUUACCGUUUCAUGGUUUGAAUUUUCCAUUCCAAAGUGGGAAAGCCUCGUCAUUGCUCUUCUGGCUCCCGAUAUUUCAAUGGCAUCGGCCGUUUUGGCGAAUCAAAGCGAGUCGAAUUGGCCGCCGCAGCGAAGAAGCAGUGUAGCUAAGUUCAUGGGCAAAUUUCCUUACCCAGCAACCAAGCGUAAACACAACCCUAAAUUGAAAAAGAAACGCCAAUUCAACGAGCAAUUGCCGCCGUGUGAAGAUGAUGUUGGUCAUGUCGUCGAUGAUUUACCGGACGUAGCCCGACCCGCGGCUUCUGAUGUUGCGUCGUCGAUUAAUCGGAAACAGAACCAGUUCGGUUCCGGCGCUAUUGUAAGCUUCCGCGUCAGCACUUAUUCGAUGAAUGAGUUGAUUGAUCUGAAGAGCCAGUUGAUUGUCGAACUGGAUCGGGUUCGUGAGUUGAAGAAUCGAGUCAAUUCGAAUGAUUUUCAGUUGAGAUCCAGCUCAAAACCCUUACCUCAAAAACGAAUUCCCGGUAACAAACGUCCUUUGCCCCCUAAUUUCAGCAAAGAAUUGAAGAUACUGAACACACAAGAGAAUGGAAAAGCACCUAAAGCUCAUUCGAUGAAAAUUUGUUCCCAAAUACUGAACAAAUUGAUGAAACAUAAGUAUGGCCAUGUCUUUAAUUCUCCGGUUGAUGUCAUUGGGUUGGGGCUUCAUGAUUACUACAGUGUAAUUAAGAACCCAAUGGAUCUGGGCACUAUUAAGACGAGAAUAGCGAAGAAUUUUUAUGGGUCUCCGUUGGAUUUCGCAGCUGAUGUAAGGUUAACUUUCAAUAACGCCAUGUUAUACAAUCCUAAAGCGCAUGAAAUAAAUGCGUUGGCUGAACAGUUGCUUGCAAGAUUCGAGGAGUUGUUUCGGCCGCUGAGUCCGAAGCUGGAGGAGAACGAAGAGCCAUUAGAACGGGUUUAUUUUGAAGAAGAGUUGCAGGCUAGUUCUUGGGAUCAUGGCUACCAUAGGUUGAACAAAGAUAGAGAAAGAAAUGGGGAGAAGAAUAUUGUUGAAAGGGAUUGUUUAAUUAAUCUGUCAGCAAGACCCAAUAAAGAUGGCGCCGGCUCAGGCUUUGUUUCAAACCCAAAUGUCCCACAGCCUCAGCUUCAGUUGCCCGCAUCGGCAUUGGCAAGGGUUGGUUCGCCGAUUCGGGUACCGAAGCAGCCAAAUCCGAAGGCCAAGGAUCUGAACAAGAGGGAAAUGACUGUGGAGGAGAAGCAUAGGUUGGGAAUGGGAUUGCAGAGCUUGCCACAAGAGAAGAUGGAUAAUGUGGUUCAGAUUAUAAGGAAGAUGAAUGGGCAUUUGAUCCAGGAUGGGGAUGAGAUUGAACUUGAUAUCGAGGCAAUGGAUACUGAAACACUGUGGGAGUUGGAUCGAUUUGUCACUAAUAACAAGAAAAUGGCCAGCAAGAUGAGGCGGCAAGCAUUGUUGGCGAACAAUGUGGUAUCUAAUGGCACCAACAUGGAAGAGGUAACUAUGAAGAAAGUUGAAGCUCCAAUGGAAAUGAAGAAACCCAAGAGAGCGGAUGCUGGUGAGGAAGAUGUAGAUAUUGGGGAUGAAAUGCCAAUGAGUAGCUUCCCACCCGUAGAGAUUGAGAAGGAUAACGAUCAUGCUAGUAGCAGUUCUAGUGACUCUAGCAGCUCGAGCAGUGGUUCAUCGUCUUCAAGCGAUUCAGGUUCUGGGUCUUCUUCAGGAAGCGAUUCCGAUGCAGAUGACGGACGUUCUUAAAAGCUCGGAUUGAAGGAUCGGUCAGUCGUUUCCAAAGCUUGGGUGGGAGAUAGAUGAGAUAGGGUGGGAACCCUAUUACUCAUCUUUUCUAUGAGACAUCUACAAUCCAAUUUUUGUUUAUUGGUUGGUGGCAUGUAAGCGUGAUAUAUGGAAACAGACUGGAAUGCCGGCGUUAGCCUCUUGAAGGUCAUACGCGGAAAGAAAUAAAUGAGAGGCGGCAACAGCCUUUGGCUUGAGAACAUGGCAAACACAUAUUGGAGCAACCACCUAGUAAAGAAAAAGCGUGAUUCCAAUGCCUGUGCUCUGGUCAUUGCCGUGGCUGGAGUCAUCAGACAGUAUUCUCGGCCUCUGCUUAAGAGACGAAGUUGAUGAAAAUUGGCUGCCAGUUUGGGAUUUGGAAGCGCUAUUCAGAGUGAUGAUUCAGAUGAUAUAUAUAUUAUAUGCAGAUCUUGUUUUUUGCUGUAUAUGCAAGUUUCUUCUAAUGUACGUAUGGGAAGAUCAUUUCGUCCACUAUAAAAUUCAUUUCAUAUUUACCAA